Molecule: messenger RNA, 920 nt
Organism: Nannospalax galili (Upper Galilee mountains blind mole rat)
Lineage: Eukaryota; Metazoa; Chordata; Mammalia; Rodentia; Spalacidae
Gene: Smco4
Product: single-pass membrane protein with coiled-coil domains 4
Exons: 3
Coding region: 280-459 (59 amino acids)
Source: RefSeq, a predicted model, not a curated record
CACCGGGUGGGGAAGCAGCUGAGCGUGGCUUCCUGCGUCGCGGGGCUCCAGGACCGCCCCUCCCCGCUGCCACGUUCACCUCACUGCCCUGCAUUUGUCCUGGGGAAGUUGAGCGGACCGCGGGGUGCACGGAGUAACCAGGUCACCUUGACUGGAAGUCACUCUGCUGAGAUAAUUGAAGCGGCGGUUCUUGACUUGGAAGAAAGAGGGUCCCCGCCUGGACAGUGUGGACUUCCUCCAGCCUCUCUGCACUCGUCUCCCCAGCAUUUCCUAACAAAGAUGCGGCAGCUCAAAGGGAAGCCAAAGAAGGAGACGUCCAGGGACAAGAAGGAACGCAAGCAGGCCAUGCAGGAGGCCCGGCGGCAGAUCACCACGGUGGUGCUGCCCACGCUGGCUGCGGUCGUGGUCCUGAUCGUCGUGUUUGUGUAUGUGGCCACGCGCCCUGCAGUCACUGAGUGAGCCUCCACUCCUGCGGAUGGGGAGUGGGAGGCGAAGGAAAUCCGGCUUUCCUCUGCGCAUGCUCACAGUGCUGGGUGCAGGGCAGGAAAGUCCUGUCUUCCCUGGUCUUCGACUUGGUUAAAGUUUCUCUACUUUUCUUUGGAGGGAAUAGGGAACAUUUUAUCGGUGAAUGUGCCAUACACCUGAUGGUCCACUUCAUGUGCCUUUCAGACUUCAGAGCAGUGUGUCCGUGUGUUUCUUUUUCUCCUGAAAUGGAUGCAUAGCGGUGCCUGGAGGGAGGGCUCUGGGUGAAGCUGCCGGAAUCAGAGCUGCCCUUGAUCCAUCCUCUGGAACAUGUUUUCUUUUUCCCGUUCACAUGUUCUGAAGGGACAGUGUUUCUUCUCUGUGCUUAAUGUGAUUUGAAAUCUGUUGACUCAAAGUGAGAUAUUUAUUUUUUGAAUAAAGGAGAUAACAGCCUUAAA